UUAGACAGCGAUGACAUCACGAGGAUUGGGGACACUGGUGGUGGUGGUGGUUUUUUUUUUUUUUUUUGGACUCGAAACGAACCUCAAAUCCAGUCACUGCACAGUCACGCCACAAUUGAUUGAUUGACAGGCAACUAAAGAUAUAUUUGAUUGGUGACCAGUGAUCGAUUCGCAGGAGCACGCGCGGGCGUACUGCGUGAGGUUUCAUCUUGUUUACAAAGAUAGCUAAAAACACUGCUGAACGGGGAAGGCGAGCCUCAUGAGUCGGCCUCGUGGGUUUCAUCGCCAUAAUGGAUUUGUCUAAAAUGGGUAUGAUCCAGCUCCAGAACCCCAACCACCCCACUGCCCUGCUGCAGAAGGCCAACCAGAUGCGCCUGGCCGGGACUCUGUGUGACGUGGUCAUCAUGGUAGACACCCAGGAGUUCCACGCUCACCGGACUGUUCUCGCCUGCACAAGCAAAAUGUUUGAGAUCCUCUUCCAUCGCAGCAGUCAGCAUUACACCCUGGACUUUCUUUCACCAAAGACUUUUCAGCAAAUUUUGGAGUAUGCUUACACUGCCACACUCCAGGCCAAGGUGGAGGACUUGGAUGACCUCCUGUAUGCAGCAGAGAUCCUGGAGAUUGAAUACCUGGAAGAGCAAUGCCUCAAGAUCCUGGAAACCAUCCAGUCCUCCGAUGACAAUGACACGGAGGUCAACCUUAACGAUGGAAGCACAGAGGAGGAUGACGAGCGCAAAGGCCACAACGGAGCCAAGAACUCCAAAAAGCAUUCCAUGCAGAAUCCCUAUCUGUCAGGUGCCCAGCAAGUCGCCAUCAUGACUGGCAUGGUGGACCAGAGUCCCUCGGUCUCCACCUCCUUCGGUGUCUCCAACCUAAGUCCCACCAAAGCUGCUGUGGACAGCCUGAUGAGCAUUGGCCAGUCUCUGCUCCAGCAGGGCUUUGGGGGUGAACAAGUUCUCCACGGCAACUCCCACCACCUGAUGACAGAGAUCAAGACUGAAAUGAUGCAAGUGGACAUGGGUGGCAAUGGUCAUGACAGCCCUCCUAACAUGGAGUCCAGCGCCUCCAGCAAUGGAGAGCGAAGCGGGGAAGACAGGAACCGAGACGGUCCAGGAACACCAACCAGGAGCAGCGUAAUCACCAGCGCCCGCGAGCUACAUUACGUCCGCGACGAUGUGAUGGGCGACCCUCAAGCUGAUGUCAGCCAGAUGGGGCUGGAAGCAAUGGCCGGGAUGACGGAGAAACAUCUUGCCUCGCUGUACGCCCUACCUGUCAAUCAUAAAUCAGAUGCACUCAUGUCCAUGCCGGCAUCCAUGGCGGCAUCCAUGGCCUCCGCUCUCCCCAUGUCCCCGGCCCUGGCAAUGUCUAUGGACUUCAGCGCCUACGGGGGACUCCUGCCUCAGAGCUUCAUCCAGAGGGAAUUCUUCAGCAAGCUCGGGGAGCUGGCAGUGGGCAUGAAGCAAGACGGCAGGAACCAGCACGAACGCUGCAAUGUUUGCGGUGCAGAACUACCAGAUAACGAAUCUGUGGAGCAGCACAGGAAGAUGCACAGUGGAAUGAAGACCUACGGCUGUGAGCUGUGUGGAAAGAGCUUCCUGGACAGCCUCCGUCUACGGAUGCAUUUGCUGUCUCAUUCAGCUGGGGAGAAGGCCAUAGUUUGUGACCAGUGUGGUGCCCAGUUCCAAACGGAGGAAUCCCUGGAGGCUCAUCGGCAGAUUCACACCGGGUCCGACAUGGCCAUCUUUUGCCUGCUGUGCGGGAAGCGUUUCCAGACCCAGCCGGCACUGCAGCAGCACAUGGAAGUCCACGCCGGCGUUCGCAGCUACAUUUGCAGCGAAUGCAACCGGACUUUCCCCAGCCAUACUGCACUCAAGCGUCACCUACGCUCGCACACAGCUGGGGACCAUCCAUACGAGUGCGAGUUCUGCGGGAGCUGCUUCCGAGAUGAGAGCACGCUGAAGGGCCACAAGCGCAUCCACACCGGGGAGAAGCCCUAUGAAUGUAACGGCUGCGGGAAGAAGUUCAGCCUCAAGCACCAGCUGGAAACCCACUACCGUGUGCACACAGGUGAGAAGCCAUUCGAGUGCAAGCUUUGCCACCAGCGAUCCAGGGACUACUCGGCCAUGAUCAAGCACCUGCGCACCCACAACGGCGCCUCGCCCUACCAAUGCACCAUCUGCCUGGAUUACUGCCCCAGCCUGUCAGCCAUGCAGAAGCACAUGAAAAACCACAAGCCCGAAGACAUCCCCCCAGACUGGCGCAUAGAGAAGACCUACCUGUACCUCUGCUACGUCUGAGGCCGGCGGAGUAAAGGAAGAGAUAGGGAGUGGUUGUUGUGAAGGUGGGGGGCGGGAUUGAGAGGUAAGGAGAAUGUAAUUGAGGGGAUAGUUGGAUGUAGUGGAGGGUUGAAGAUUUAGGAAUGUCAACGGCAAGAGACCCGAAAGGAAGAGGGUUUGUUUUUCUCUUUUUACUUUGUCACGCAAAGGCUAGGCGCUGACCGACGGGGUUGAAGGGUGGUGAUGUAGGGACAAAAGUGCUAAGAAGAGGAAGACUUGGACACGGAGAGAGAUUCUCCACCAUAGUUCGGAUUCACCGGGUCAUUCACUACAUCUGCAACUGUGUUAUUGUUUCAGGUCAUUUCAUGCAGCGCCAUGAAGCGAGCGAGCUGCAAGGAAGCGACUUUUUGGAUGCUGCUGCAAGUGAUAAAAGCAGAUUCUCAAGGGCUAUCUGAACCUGCACAUGCUUGCCAUCACUCCAUUUUGGGGAUUUUUGUUUAGUUUUUUUUGUUCUAUUUUGAUAUGGUUUGUUCGCAUUCGCCCUGCUUAGUCAUACUAGUUUGGAUCACAUGAACAAUGUGUGAUUAGGAGCAUCAACGUAGGCCCCCAGUUAAGCAUGUCUUGGAUUGCUUUCCAAGUAUUCAGGAACUGCCAAAAUCCUUCUCCACAGACCUUGAUUCUAUGGUAGAUAUGAACCACAACAAAGUUAUUUUGGAGGAGGACUGAGACAUAUUUUCCAACAGUUUCACCUCCUCAAACAAACUGAAUUAAAUAGAUGAGUUUGGGCGAACAUGCUCCUAAUCCUUUCUAUCCCCAAUGGGAGAUGUAUCUGUUUUGCAACUUCCAGUCAUUGUAGACAAAUAUCGUCCCUGUUUCCACACAAAAUCUGCCAGUAAUAACCUGUUCAUUCAUGAGGUCUUUCCGAUCCCAGCGGUGGCAGUGAGAUAGCCCCUGAGAAUCUGCAGCGGAGCCGGUAGGCGUAUGCAGUAGAUGAAACAGUUGAACUGGGUGAAUGGGAGCACUAAAAUACUGCAAACCAAGCACCUGUUUGGUUGUGGGGGUGGGGGUGGGGCAAAGAUGCUAGUGCUGCUUUU
This is a messenger RNA of Anoplopoma fimbria (sablefish), 3370 nucleotides long. RefSeq names its product zinc finger and BTB domain containing 16a (gene zbtb16a). The coding region runs from base 291 to 2297 and encodes 668 amino acids. Gene Ontology annotation, molecular function: protein binding; DNA-binding transcription factor activity, RNA polymerase II-specific; RNA polymerase II cis-regulatory region sequence-specific DNA binding. Gene Ontology annotation, biological process: regulation of transcription by RNA polymerase II. The transcript has 7 exons. Lineage: Eukaryota; Metazoa; Chordata; Actinopteri; Perciformes; Anoplopomatidae. Gene Ontology annotation, cellular component: nucleus. The record is from RefSeq and is a predicted model, not a curated record.